Molecule: messenger RNA, 927 nt
Organism: Yarrowia lipolytica CLIB122
Lineage: Eukaryota; Fungi; Ascomycota; Dipodascomycetes; Dipodascales
Biological process (GO): lipid metabolic process
Molecular function (GO): phosphoric diester hydrolase activity
Source: RefSeq, a predicted model, not a curated record
AUGCCCUGUCUGCCUCUCAUUCCCGCUCGAAGCCACCACGCGGUCAACACGGGCCAUCGUGGCUACCGAGGCAAGUACGCCGAAAACUCCAUCCAUGGGUUCAACGAGGCGGUCAAGGACGGCGCCAAGGCCAUUGAGAUGGACAUUCAGGUGUCCAAGGACGACGUGGUUGUUGUCUCCCACGACGAAAACACGGAACGAUGCUUCAACAAGGCCUACGAUAUCACCCAUACUGAUUUCAAUGGCGUCUUGGACCAGUUGACCAUGAAGGAGGCCCCUCACGAGAAGAUGCCGACUUUUGUCGACGUUGCCAAACUCUUCACCACCAAGGAAUACGAUGGCAUUGUGCUCAUGGUCGACAUUAAGCGAACCAACCACACGUCCGUCGUGGAAAAGGUUGUGCGAGAUCUCAAGACCAUCAACCCUGACUUGGACUUUUGGGCUGCUCGAGUGACUCUCGGUAUCUGGAAAGCCGAAUUCCUGGAGCCCUGCAAGCUGCAUGCCCCCCAGUUCGACCUCACCCACAUUGGAAUCUCCCAGGGCUACGUCUCCGAGUUCCUCAAGAGCGACCAGGUCAAGGCCAUUUCACUGUGCCAUCUGUCGUACACGGCUGCUGGAGGAGACGCGGUUCUGCGACAGAUCAAGGAGGCCGGAAAACUGGUUUACUCCUGGACCAUCAACGAAGAGUACAUCAUGAACUGGGCCAUUGCGGCUGACAUUGACGGAGUCAUCACCGAUUACGUGUCCAAGUACGCCGAGGUCCAGGCCAAGCCCAUCGAGACCUUCAACGUGGACAACCCCAUGUCCUACUUCAGCUGGUCUGAUUGGAUUUCUGUCACUCCCAAGUAUUUGGCUCUCAACGCCGCCUUCGCCGUCGACUGGAGACGAGAGAACGCCAAGAUUAUGAGCAACUUCAAGUCCUUGUAG